Messenger RNA from Elephantulus edwardii (Cape elephant shrew), 1238 nucleotides. It is a transcript of the gene TRIM13, whose product is annotated as tripartite motif containing 13. The coding region runs from base 6 to 1232 and encodes 408 amino acids. The transcript has a single exon. Lineage: Eukaryota; Metazoa; Chordata; Mammalia; Macroscelidea; Macroscelididae. The record is from RefSeq and is a predicted model, not a curated record. Gene Ontology annotation, molecular function: zinc ion binding. Gene Ontology annotation, biological process: positive regulation of canonical NF-kappaB signal transduction; positive regulation of macroautophagy; innate immune response.
AUGUGAUGGAGCUGCUUGAAGAGGAUCUCACGUGUCCAAUUUGUUGCAGUCUGUUUGAUGAUCCCCGGGUCUUGCCCUGUUCACACAACUUCUGCAAAAAAUGUUUGGAAGGGCUCUUAGAGGGGAAUGUGCGAAAUUCACUUUGGAGACCAGCUCCAUUCAAGUGUCCCACCUGCCGCAAGGAAACUUCAGCUACUGGAGUCAACAGCCUGCAGGUCAAUUACUCCUUGAAGGGUAUUGUGGAAAAAUAUAACAAAAUCAAGAUCUCUCCCAAAAUGCCAGUGUGCAAAGGACACCUGGGGCAGCCUCUGAACAUUUUCUGCCUGACUGACAUGCAGCUGAUCUGUGGCAUCUGUGCUACUCGUGGUGACCAUACCAAGCAUGUCUUCUGUUCUAUUGAAGAUGCCUAUGCAAAGGAAAGGAAUGCCUUUGAGUCUCUCUUCCAGAGUUUUGAAACCUGGCGGCGUGGAGAUGCUCUUUCUCGCUUGGAUACCUUGGAAACGAGCAAGAGAAAAUCCCUACAGUUACUGACUAAAGAUUCAGAUAAAGUGAAGGAGUUUUUUGAGAAAUUACAACACACACUGGAUCAAAAGAAGAAUGAAAUCUUGUCUGAUUUUGAGACCAUGAAACUUGCAGUGAUGCAAUCCUAUGAUCCAGAAAUAAACAAACUCAACACCAUCUUACAGGAGCAACGAAUGGCUUUUAACAUUGCUGAAGCUUUCAAAGAUGUGUCAGAACCCAUUAUAUUUCUGCAACAAAUGCAGGAAUUCAGAGAGAAAAUCAAAGUAAUUAAGGAAACGCCUUUACCUCCCUCUAAUUUGCCCACAAACCCUUUAAUGAAGAAUUUUGAUACCAGUCAGUGGGAAGAUAUAAAACUAGUAGAUGUGGAUAAACUCUCCCUGCCUCAAGACACUGGCACUUUCAUUAGCAAGAUUCCUUGGAGCUUUUAUCAGUUAUUUGUAGGCCUCCUCCUGCUUGGCCUUCUCAUCUCCGUUGGUCCUGCCAUGUCCUUGGAAUGGUCAGUAUUUGAUGAAUUUACAGCUUGGAAAGAACAUCUCUCAAACUUCAGUUCCUGCUAUCUUACUAAAUCAGCUGAUUUUUUAGAACGAUCAGUUUUUUACUGGGAACAGAUGACAGAUGGGAUUUUCAUUUUCAGUGAAAAAGUCAAGAAUUAUACUUUGAUGGUGCUGAACAAUGUGGCAGAAUUUGUGUGCAAAUAUAAACUAUUAUAAAAUCUG